AUGGCGAAUUGGGCGCUCACUGGUUGCUGUAACACUCAGCAGACCAUCUUCCUCUCCUGCUCCGGUGUCUACGCGCUCAUCAUCCUCGUUCUAUGGCGCACCAUCGUGCUCAUGCCCUUCAAGCUCAUCUCCGUGUACCUGCAUGAGAUAGGCCAUGCGUCCGCAUGCGUCAUGACAGGAGGGAAGGUGGAGGGCAUCGAGGUGCACAUGGACGAGGGGGGAGUCACUCGCACUCGGGGCGGAUGGCAGUGGUGCAUUCUGCCUGCCGGAUACCUGGGCUCAUCCUUCUGGGGCAUGGUGCUGGUGCUGUGCGCCACCAACAAGUGGACCACGCUCGUCAUCGCUGUCAUUCUCUGCAUCACUCUCUUCAUCACCCUCUUCCUCGCCAAGAACUUGAACGACCUCUGCGCCACCAACAAGUGGACAACGCUCGUCAUCACCCUCUGCAUCCUCUUUGUCACCCUCUUCCUCGUCAUUGCUGUCAUCCUCUUCAUCACUGUCUUCAUCACCCUCUUUGUCACCCUCUUCCUCGCCAAGACUGUGAGAGCAGCAUGCGGCUUGCAGAUGUGA
Molecule: messenger RNA, 570 nt
Organism: Closterium sp. Naga37s-1
Lineage: Eukaryota; Viridiplantae; Streptophyta; Zygnematophyceae; Desmidiales; Closteriaceae
Source: the annotation of a GenBank genome assembly